ACCAAGAAUGGCUUGCAAUGUCAGAUCUGCAUGCAACACGGGAGCGGUAUGCCCUCACAGACUACGACAGAGACGUUACCGAGGCGAAAGUCAACGAAAAUAGAGCCUUGAUCGAAAACCUUGAGUCCACGCAAACGCAAGACGAUCGAACGCUGUCAACUAUGAAGCACCCGGAGUCGUCAACAUACUUGGAAACAUCACUGGACGACCAGACAGACCUGACGUGGAUUGGACGACUUCGUAACGGAUUGUUGACUGCCUUUUUUGCAAAGACGAUUGAAAUAUCGUUCGCGACGGUGUUUGUAGCCUUUCUCGGACAGGUCGUGUCUCGCAAGGCCCUUGACACCCGUCCGAACGGAGAUACAAUGAAGCGGGGCAUUACUCUAGCUGACAUCGAUCUGCGGGCUUGGGUCGUGCAGCCAGGGACAAUGCUUACCCAUUUCGCCUCGUUCAAGUCCUCCGUUCUCUCAGCUCUAGGAGCAUUCUCGUUGGUUGCCGCCAUUUCGGCUCUGCUGUACACCACAGCAUCUGACGCCUUGGACGUCGAUUUCAGGCUGUGGGUAGAGAAUGACCUGCUGAGAACGUCUGCCAAUANNGUUCAACCUAACCUUCGAACUAUAUCCAAGUAUAUCAGCAUGCAAGGAUUGGUGAAGAGUCCGUUCGCCAAUCAGAGAUAUCUCCAAAGCAACUGCCACUCCCCAAUCGCAUAUCAACCAUCAGACGAGUCUUCGAGCUCGUGCUUGUCUCUUCAGUUCGCUGCCCGGGGCUUCUUCGACUUCUCAAAUUUUUAUACAACUUGGAGUGAGAUAUCAAGCAAUGGCAAUGUAUUCAGUGAUCUUUCUAGGCGACCAGAAGCAGCUUCUUUGCUGCACACAAACAUAACCGUCACAGGUUCAUGGGUUGAUGAUGUUGAUGGUCGUAUGAAUUUUGGAAGGUACGGCAGGAUUAUCAACAAUAUCACACUAGCGAUGCCUCAUCCUGGCGUUCUGACUGCCGCACGCGAUGAGAUCAACAGAAUUGUCCAACCGGAGAGACAAGACAAGCAAGCUGGCUACACCCUCCACGCAUCCGUUCCGUCUCCUGCUGUCAAUGUUAUGUGUGUCAACAUGAAUGCAACAGAACUGGAGCCCAUCGUGUACACAGCGUGGGGCAACACUCUCAAUGCCACUUCCUGGUCCACAGGCGCCGCACUAGGAUGGUAUACACCUUACACGUAUCUGAACAAAACAGUGGUCGACGACAUCUUCCAUUGGGGAGAGGCAUACAGAACUUCACCGCCGGUGUUUGCCACGUAUCCUGCCGAUCACAGUACGCUCCUCAACCAUACUGGAGCAUAUGGCCGUAAAGCGGUUUAUCUCUUAGGAAAGGGAGAUACUGACGAUUACGCCCUCUGUUCUAUCUCGGCUUUUCUGACUCCUUUCUGCUAUACUAGUUAUAGCGUUUCAUCCGAUACUGCGAGUCUCAGGUCAAAUUGUUCCGAUCAUGCUGAGGGACCUCACCCAAUGCGAUAUAUAGACAGUCUGAAGAACACGACGUCAGGCGAAGCCAAUGUCAACAUGGACUGGCCCUAUUUGAUGGCAUACUGGUCCGACAGUCUAAUGCUGAAUGCGGGACUCAAUGGAAGCGUCUCCAACAAUGCACAGAUCCUCACUCAACUGAUAAUGAUCAAGCAAUUACUGACUUUGGAUGCGCCAAGCAUGGCCGAAGGUAUUGCAGUGAUGGCCGCAAGCGCUCUACUGAUGGCUNUCCGAAGGAUUCCCUUUGUGCAAUUCUGGAAUUACACGCGUACCAUCUUGAAACCCGGCCAAUACCAAUGGUUCAAUGCGUCUCUGAAGACGCAGAUGUACGCUUCUGGAGGCAACGGAGAAGCCGGAACUCAAGCCUUCUUCAUCGUCCUCGUUACAGUCUUCCUCAUCAACAUAAUCUGCCUCAUCUACUUCAUACGCGGCGAUGGAUUGGUCACUGAUUAUACAGAGACCUUGAACUUGUUCUCGCUCUCGAUCAAUAGUCCGCCCUCUGACUUCAUGGCGGGAAGUUGUGCCACUGGUCCCACUGACAAACAUUUUGGUUCUGGAUGGAUCAUUGAAGAUGACGGAGAGGAUUUGUCUCUGAUAAAUCUGGAAGAUUUGGAACCCAAGACGGAACCAGAUAUUCAAGACACUGUGGAUGACUCUGUCAUGUCU
This is a messenger RNA of Aureobasidium musti, 2183 nucleotides long. NCBI's taxonomy places the organism in Eukaryota, Fungi, Ascomycota, Dothideomycetes, Dothideales, Saccotheciaceae. The record is from the annotation of a GenBank genome assembly.